AUGGCAGAGAAGCUUUUCCAGAAGCCGAAGGUCUAUGACCCAACGAUGGCCGAACGAGUGCCGCCUGUGAAUUCGAAGCAGCAGAUGAUGGAUUUGGGCUUUGACGAGAUUGAAAACAAUGCAGGGCUCUACCCGGAGCUCGAAGAGAAAUGCGGCCAUCUUGCCGAACAGCUGGAUGCGGCGCAGUUGAAGGUGAAGACCUUGGAAGAGAAUUUGGAGAAGGCCAAAGUGGAUGAAGCAAAGACCUCGCAGAAGCUGCAGAGCUUCCAACAAGUGAAUAGGUCACAGACUGCUCUCGUCAGAGGCGAACUUCAAAAGACGCGGAAGAAAUUGGCACAUAUGCAAUCUGUGGCGCAACGGCUCAGAGAUCAAGCUGCCUGGUUUCAGUCCAAGUCGCCAAACCUAUCUCUUCCGGAGGAACUGCGGAGCCUGCCAACAGAAGAGGAUGCAGCGGAGGAUCACGCCGAGCUUGUUCAGCUGCAUGAACGCUGGGAGAAGGAUGUGGCACAAUUGGCUGCAGAGCUUUCUGGCAGACCCGGCAGUUACGAGGACCAGACCCGAUUCGAAUUGGAGCAGCGGGUGAAGAAGCAAACGAAUCUUGUCCAUGGAGUUGGUACUACUGUGCAAUAG
This is a messenger RNA of Durusdinium trenchii, 630 nucleotides long. NCBI's taxonomy places the organism in Eukaryota, Dinophyceae, Suessiales, Symbiodiniaceae. The record is from the annotation of a GenBank genome assembly.